AUGGUGCAGGCUGUCAUUCAUCCUCUCAUCAAUGAGCACACUUUCUGGCGUUUGGUGGCGUUUCUGGAAGGCCGUCUCCCGGCGGCCACUGUGCAUGCGCCCACAGCUCGUCAUAUUAUUUCAGUUGGUGCGCUGCAUUCCCCCUCAGUGCGUGCUCCACUAUGGACCGCAAAAGGCUUGACUGGCCCAGGACAGACCGAGAUGAUGACGGAUGACAGGAACAGCGUGCGGAUCCUGGAGGAGCCUCGGAUGAGGAGCGAAGAGGAGAGACUUCGAAGCCUCCAGAACUGGCCGACGGGAGCGGCCGUCUCAGCGGCGGAGCUGGCCAAGGCGGGCUUCUUCUUCCUGGGCUCGGGGGAUAAGGUGCAGUGCUUCUGCUGUGGAGGGAUCCUGAGGCACUGGGAGCGCGGGGACAGCCCGGCUGCCGAGCACAGGAGGCACUUCCCUCUGUGCGGCUUCAUAGCGGGCCGCGCCGUGGGAAACGUUCCUCUCCAGGCCGGGUCCCCGGACUCUGUGGACGGCCAGCUGCUGAGUCAGCUCCAGAGGAUGACGAUGGACGAGCAGAGCGCCGCGGGACAAGCCGUGUACCCAGAGAUGGAGACGGAGGAGUCCCGGCUCGCCACCUUUCACAACUGGCCCACAGAGGCCUCGGCGCAGGCAGACGUUCUGGCCGGAGCAGGCUUCUUCUACACAGGUCACGGCGACAACGUGAAAUGCUUCUACUGCGACGGAGGCCUGAGGAACUGGGAGCCAGGAGACGACCCCUGGCAGGAACAUGCCAGGUGGUUUCCACGAUGUGAGUUUCUAAUCCAGUCCAGGGGUCAGGAUUACAUCAGCACCAUACAGGAUGCUCACCUGGGCGACUCUGUGGGUGGAUCACAAACCUCCACAGGCAGAGAUAUGGGCUCCAGACACGACGUGGUCGGGGGCCUGGGAGCGUCCUCGGCCAUUCUCUCCCCCGUGGUGCAGACUGUGCUGCAGAUGGGCUUUGACGCCAGCCUGGUGGAGAGCCUGGUUCAGACCAAGUACCUUCUGACAGGCCAACACUACACGUCCGUGUCUGACCUGGUCACGGACAUUCUGCAGGCGGAGGAGGAGGACAGGCACACGGCGCCACAGAGCCGAGAGCCAGAGACGAGAGAGAGCUCUGGUGCUGGAAACGUGAGGACACAGACGUCCAUCAGGGAAAAAGUCAAGGAGCCGACUCCAGAGGAGCUGCUGAGGCAGCUGCAGGAGGAGAGGACCUGCAAGGUGUGCAUGGACAAGCUGGUGUCCAUCGUCUUCAUCCCCUGCGGGCACCUGGUGGUGUGCGGUGAGUGCGCCGCCAGCCUGCGCCACUGCCCCAUCUGCAGAGCCGUGAUCCGGGGCAGCGUCCGCGCCUUCAUGUCCUGAGGCCGGAGGGGUGGUAGCAGUACAGCUCAUCCCCGGCACUGAUGGAACCCGGGUGCUGCUUGCUUGUCUGUCACAGUUGAUACAUCAUUUGUAAUUAAACAUCAAUUUGUAUUAAAGCAUUUGAGUUGUCUCAGAAAUGA
Betta splendens (Siamese fighting fish) is the source of this 1532-nucleotide messenger RNA. RefSeq names its product baculoviral IAP repeat containing 7 (gene birc7). Gene Ontology annotation, biological process: negative regulation of apoptotic process; regulation of cell cycle; positive regulation of protein ubiquitination. The record is from RefSeq and is a predicted model, not a curated record. The transcript has 7 exons. Bases 1 to 1392 code for a protein of 463 amino acids. Gene Ontology annotation, molecular function: cysteine-type endopeptidase inhibitor activity involved in apoptotic process; ubiquitin protein ligase activity. Gene Ontology annotation, cellular component: nucleus; cytoplasm. Lineage: Eukaryota; Metazoa; Chordata; Actinopteri; Anabantiformes; Osphronemidae.